This is a messenger RNA of Oryzias melastigma (Indian medaka), 6543 nucleotides long. RefSeq names its product nucleoporin 98 and 96 precursor (gene nup98). Gene Ontology annotation, biological process: RNA export from nucleus; protein import into nucleus; post-transcriptional tethering of RNA polymerase II gene DNA at nuclear periphery. The coding region runs from base 525 to 5993 and encodes 1822 amino acids. The record is from RefSeq and is a predicted model, not a curated record. Lineage: Eukaryota; Metazoa; Chordata; Actinopteri; Beloniformes; Adrianichthyidae. The transcript has 35 exons. Gene Ontology annotation, molecular function: structural constituent of nuclear pore. Gene Ontology annotation, cellular component: nuclear pore; nuclear pore cytoplasmic filaments.
UUAAAUGUAAUUUUAAAGUUUAUAUUUAUCAUAAUAACUACAGCAUGAAAUGAGAUCAGUGAGGGACUUUACUGGACCGCGAAGGAAAGUUUUUGUUCAGACAGAACCAGGCCUGCAAGUUAGAAGAUUGCAGAUCAACUGUUAUGCUUUCUGUUUUGGUUUAGCAGAUUGACCAAAAGUUUGAUUUUAAAAAGCGUGGGUUUGUUUUAUUUUAUUUUAUUUUGUUUUAUUUUUUUAUUUUAUUUCAUUUUCGUUUAGUUUAGUUUAGUUUAUUUUUUCUCUGAACGUAUUGUGUCUUACGUCAACGUGAUGACGUAUGAAUUUGCGUGCUCGGGGUUGACAGACAGCGCGGUUUCCCUCCUCAUUGCUGCGCUGGUGUUUGGGUAAAUUAAAGUCGUUCCUGACCGGCAAACAUUUCAACCUGCGCAGCUUUAGCCUGGUGGAAGACGAGUCUGCACACAGACCGAGCGCUCCCUGUCGUGUUGGUUAUCGAAGGACUUAUGAGGUCCGGUUAGCAGGACACCAUGUUCAACAGCUCCUUUGGUACUCCGUUUGGUGGCGGGACAGGGGGGUUUGGCACAUCUUCUACCUUUGGUCAGCAAAACACGGGUUUUGGGACAACAGGAGCUUUUGGGACAACAGGAGCUUUUGGGACGACCACCAACACAGGAGGACUGUUUGGCUCCACCCAGAACAAACCUGGCGGCCUGUUUGGAUCCAGCACCUUCAGCCAGCCACCCACUUCCUCCACAAGUACUGGCUUUGGCUUCGGAGCGACCAGUGGGACCUCCACCAACCUGUUUGGAAACGCUGCAACAGGCACCAGCAGCGGACUCUUCUCCCAACAGAACAAUGCAUUCGGUGCCAACAAAACGGCCACCUUUGGUAGCUUCGGAACAAACACCAACACCGGUGGACUGUUUGGGUCAACCAAUGCCACCCCCAAUCCCUUUGGGGGCUCCAGCUCCUUGUUUGGAGGCUCUGGGUUCUCUGCUGCACAGCAGCCAGGAACAACAGUCAAGUUCAACCCUCCAACAGGAAAUGACACUAUGGUGAAAGCAGGUGUGACCACAAGCAUCAACACCAAACACCAGUGCAUUACAGCCAUGAAGGAGUAUGAGAACAAGUCCCUGGAGGAAUUGAGGCUGGAGGAUUACCAGGCGGGCAGAAAGGGCCCGACCAACCCGAUUGCUGGAGGCACUGGUAGUCUGUUUGGUGGAGCCACCCCCACGUCUAGUGCCACAACGGGUCUCUUCGGGCCAUCCACCUCCAACAACAGCUUCGCUUUUGGUCCGAAUAAAACUCCGUUUGUAUCCACGGCUGGGGCAUUCGGGACAACCACGGGGGGUCUGUUCGGCCAACCCAACCAACAGACCACCGGCAGCCUCUUUAAACCCUUUGGAGGGUCAACCACCACUCAAAGCUCCGCCUUCUCCUUUGGUGGCAACACCACCAUGGGUCAGCCCAACACCAGCAGCAUGGGUUUGUUCGGAAACACGGCGGCCCCCCAGCCGGGGGGAUUGUUCGGUUUAACGCCGACCAGCACAGCCACAGGAUUUGGGACGGGCACUGGAUUGUUCGGCCAACCCAGCUCUGGGUUUGGAGCAGUUGGAACACAGCCAAGUUUGUUUGGCAACAAAGCCACAGGGUUUGGUACCACCACCACCAGCGCUCCGUCCUUUGGCACCAGUACCGGAAUCUUUGGUGCCAAACCUUUGGCACUGGGAACCGGAACCAACCCCACUGGUUUUGGUUUUGGAACGGCCCCAGCAGCUGGAAGUCUGUUUGGCAACAAAGCCGCCACCGGAGCCCUGGGGACCGGACUGGGAACCAGCUUUGGGACAGUGGGAACAGGAACCGGUCUGUUUGGAAACACCCAGAACAAACUGGGCACCUCGCUGGGAACAGUCGGAGCCUUUGGAACAACAGGGUUCAACACCGGGACAAGCUCGCUGGGCUUUGGAGCACCGCAGCAGCCUGUUGCGCUUAUUGAUCCAAACGCUAACGCUGCCCAGCAGGCCAUGCUCCAGCAGCAGCUGAGCUUCCUGGCAUACUCGCCGUACGGAGACUCGCCGUUGUUCAGGAACCCGCUGUCAGACCCCAAGAAAAAGGAAGAGCGCCUGAAGCCCACCAAUCCCACCGCUCAGAAGGCUCUGAUCACGCCCGCUCACUACAAGCUGACCCCCAGACCCGCCACCAGAGUCCGGCCCAAAGCACUCACGUCUGCAGGAGCUUCCAAGUCGCAGCUCUUCGAUGGUCUGGAUGACGACGAGCCCUCGCUCACCAACGGAGCCUUUGUACCCAGGAAGAGCAUCAAGAAACUGGUCCUGAAGAACCUGAACAGCAGCCAGUACAGCAGUCCUCUGAACAAAGACGGCGACGACCUGGCCUCCCCUUCAGAGUACCCUCAGAAUGGACUCAGCCUAGUGGAGGAUGAGCUUCAGGAGAUUCCAGAUCCACGCCGUCAGUCCAACAACGAUCCAGAGGUCACUCAGUUCUACGUCAACCCCAUCGCCAAGCCAAUUCCUCAAGGCCGCACCCAGGCCAACCUGCAGGACACCAUCACUGAGCUCAACAUGCACAAAGUGCCCAGGACUGGACUGGAGCUGAGCAACGAGGACAUGUCUGCGUCUCUGGGGGAGGAGUAUCUGCAGGAGGAUCAGGAGGAGGAGCAGCAGCAAGAGGAGCAGCGAUCUCCUCACCCUGCAGGUAUCGUCCUGAACCGGGUCGGGUAUUACACCAUCCCCCCUUUAGAGGAUCUGGCUGACAUGGUGGAUGAAAACGGAGAGUGUAUUGUGGAGAACUUCACUGUCGGAAGGAAAGGAUACGGCUCCAUCUUCUUCCCCGGGGAGGUCAAUUUGACGGGCCUGAACCUGGACGAGAUCGUUCACUUCAGACGCAAAGAGGUCAUCGUGUAUCCCGAUGACAAAAACAAGCCACCUGAGGGGGAGGGGCUUAACAGACGGGCCGAGGUGACUCUGGACGGCGUCUGGCCCAACGACAAAACCAGCUGCACUCAGAUCAGGAGCCCCGACCGCCUGGCGGACAUGAAUUAUGAGGGCCGGUUAGAGAAGGCGUCCCGCAAACAGGGUGCACGUUUCCUGGAGUACAGACCAGAGAGUGGAUCCUGGGUGUUUGAGGUCAACCAUUUCUCCAAGUACGGCCUCCAAGAUUCGGAUGAAGAUGACGACGUCCCACCCAAAGCAGACCCCAAAAAACUCAAGAUGAUGUCACUUCCUGCCUCCAAGCUGCAGCAUCUGCUUCCCCCAUCCCAGCAGCAGGUGGCACCACAGGCUCAGUCUGUUGACCUCAUGAGCGGCGUGGCGGAGUUUGACAGCGACAUGGCUGACAUCACCCAGAGCCUUCCUCCAGAGAGCAUGCUGGGAGGUGAGGAGGAGGGCACUCUUCUGCAGGGGGAAAUGGACGGAACCAGCCCAAAGCUCGGUGGUCUGGUGUCUGAGGAGCACGACAGCAUCUCUGCAUCCACACACCUGGCCUCCUCCAUGGGGAUCAACCCGCACACCCUGCAGAUCAUGAAGGCGUCUCUGUUUGCCGAGGAUGAAGAUGACGUAGACGUGUUCCAGCACCAGGGUGGGAUGAAGGUCUCCACUGACGUCUCGUCUCCACGCCUCGUCUUGCCAGCUUCUCUGGGUCGGCCCUCUGUUGGUGGACUUCUCCAGACUCGCUUCUCUGCUGGUCACCUCUCUGACUCGCCACGCCCUUCCCUUCGAGCAUCUCCAGUUGGGCCAGAACCCCCCCGCUCGGUACAAUGGAAAGGACUGGGUCCCUCCCCUUUCCUGCUUCCCCCUCGGACAGCAGAACCCCCAAUCAGGACGGUCAGAGUGCGGCGCUUGGGCGGAGCUGUCCCUCUGAAAGAGUCUGUCACUCAGGGGAAGGGAGGUCUGCUGAUGGACGCAGGGCUGUUUGCUGGCCGCUCCUUCAGGGUGGGCUGGGGUCCCGGCUGGACGCUGGCCCACUGCGGUAGCAGACUCAGCUCUCAGACAUCAGAACCAGGAGCGAGCCGAGAGGCGGACCUGGCCGACUUCAGCUUCCUGCCCAAACCUGCCAGGACCAAACCUUUGACAGAAAGUCCCUACAAGGUGGUUCUUGAGCAGCUGGUGGGCCUAGAUCCUCUUCAGGGUAAGACCAGUGAGGAGGAUGAGGACCAGACCGUGCUGCAGCGCCCCCUGGAGAUCAGCUUGAAGUACAGCACUGUCAGCGUUCCAGACGGGUCUGAGUGUCCUCUAGUGAAGCCACAGCCCGGCGUGGAGGCUCUGCACGCGUAUGCCGAGUGGAUCACAGAGCUGGUGGAGAAAGAGGGCGGCUCUGAGCCCCUGCUGGGUCACUGGGCUGAGGUCUGGACUCUGUGUGAGGCCCUCUGGGGCCGCCUGGGCCCUGCAGACCUGGAACCUGAUGCUGAGACGCCGAGCCAGUAUGAGCAGCAGCUUGCCAGAAGGAGGAGCUUCUCUGCCUGGCUGUCCUCUGGUGCCACCCACCGAGUGGAGGAGGAGGUGUCUGUGGCGGGAAAGGGUUGCCACAUAGAGGCCAUCUUCAGUUACCUGACAGGAAACCGAAUCAGUGAGGCAUGUCGACUGGCGCAGAAAGAAGGAGACCACCGUCUGUCCCUGCUGCUUUCUCAGGCCACCGGCUCUCAGAUGUGCCGCGACCUGCUGGGCCUGCAACUCGCCGACUGGAGCCGCACUCAGACGGACUGCUACCUGACCGAGGAACGGCUUCGCAUCUAUGCUCUGCUCGCCGGAAAACCGGUGUGGCAGUCCUCAGAAUCGGUGGUGAACGUGUGCUCGCAGCUCGACUGGAAGCGCUGCAUCGCCCUCCACCUCUGGUACAUGCUGCCCCCCACGGCGUCCGUGGCUGACGCCCUCGCCAAGUACGAGGCGGCCUUCCAGGGCUCAGCUGAGGGAGGGAAGUAUUCCUGCGCCCCUCUCCCCCCCUACUUGGAGGCAAAACACCUUGAUGAUGAUGAUGAUGAUGAUGACGAGGAAGAGUCUAAUCGUCCAUUGUACGAUCUGUGCUUCCACCUGCUGAAGCUCUACAGUGACAGACACUACAGCCUGCAGCAGCUGCUGGAGCCUCUGACUGUUACCUGGCAGCGCCUAGAUUUCCGGCUCAGCUGGCACCUGUGGGGCGUCCUGCAGGGGCUGAACUUCAGCCACCUGAGUGCAGCGCGCCAGGGUCUCCUCCAUGCCAGCUACGCCGCGCAGCUGGAGAGCGCUGGCCUCUGGCACAUGGCCGUCUACAUCCUGCUCCACAUCCCCAACCACAUUGAGCGGGAGCGAGCCGUCAGGCAUGUGCUGAGCCAGCACUGCCCCCUGGAGGACACGGACCAGUCACUGCAGAGGGAACACUUCCUGACCGAGCGGCUGCUGGUUCCAGAGUCGUGGAUCCACCUGGCAAAGGCCAACCGAGCCCACCGGCACUGCGACAGACACCAGCAGGCCCUGCACCUGUACCGGGCCGGCUUUUGGAACCAGUGCCACCGGCUGCUGAUCCAACACUUGGCCUCAGACUGCAUAAUCAACGACAAGCACGACUACUUGCUGGAGUUCCUGGAGGGUCUGGCAGUCCCUGAACACUGCGCCACCAUUCUGGACUGGGACACGGCCGGGGGGGUUUACCUGGACUAUAUCCGAGUUAUCAAGACUCUUCAGGACAUCCAGCAGGUGGAGAACGCCGGUUACGAGCUAGAACGUCUUUACACCGACGUCACCUCGCUCUGUGGACGAAUCGAGCUGCUUCCCUGCAGCUGCGCCAAGGAUCGCCUCGCCCAAUCAGAGAUGGCAAAGCGUGUGGCCAACAUCCUGCGCGCAGUGCUGAGCCUGCAGCAGGGGGACUCAGCGACCCACCCCCCUGGUAUCCCGCUCACCCAGCUGGCGCCACACAUCGGGCGUCUGCCGAUGCCGGAGGACUACACGCUGGAGGAGCUGCGGGGUCUCACGCAGUCAUACCUGCAGCAGCUGAUCGUCAGCCAAUGAGGGAGCAGCAAUUGACGGCACCACUUCUCAGUCCUCCGCCUCUACCGGCAUUAUGACCAAAAACAAAAGAUGAUGAGACGUUUCAGAACCUGCAGGUCUGCAUCUUGGACAACGAGGCUGGCUCUUAAACAAAACUUUCUCUGCUGGAUUUCCCCCCAGAACAAUGGAAGUUCUGCGGGGUUCGCUCAGGAGAGCCGCCUUCACCCUGCAGAUGAGAAGGUCGGAGUUCCUCCUGAGUCCGAAAAACAACCAGAGGCCUAUUUUUGUACGUCUCUUGUUUUUCUGAAGAAAAUCAUUUUUACAAACAUGUUUUUUUUUUUCAUCAAAUUAAGAUUCCUCCCAGAUUUCUCAGUGUUUGUUUAAGGCAGACCUCCUUUUAUCUGACCUCCAUGAGGGGGUGCAGCGGCUGCACUUGGCAGGCGUUCCUUGUUUUAGCUUCUUUCACUUUCCCAGAGGAGUGACUCCAGAGUGUGUGUUUGUGCGCAUGUGUGUGUUACUGUGGAGUUUCUGAUGAUUUGUUCAUAUUUUCAAUAAAGUUGAAUAGAAUAAA